AUGUCAGUUCCUAAUUUACCACCUCAAAUUACGACUGAUCAUCAACACGUCUUUAAAAGUUGUAUUCGGGGGGAUGCCACCAAAGAUCAGGAAAAACAAGUACUCCAGACCGUCGAUGAACAAGAUUUAGAAACGAUGCCGUUGGAUGAUAUCACCACUUUGUCUCUAUACAUUUGUCAGUCGUGUUAUGCUUGGCUUUAUGCCAGCCAUAGUUUAACCGAAGCGUCCUUCUGUACUGGAACGGAUUACGUUUGUCAUCACUAUCAUGUGCAAGGAUUGGAUACUUACGGUUGCUGUGGAUGUGCGUAUACGUUGGCAACCGAGAUACGUGAUCCGGUUUUGCCUAUUACGAUAUUGAACCGACUCAGCGCAACGCGAGCCCAAGCGAGGACGUUUGCCGAUCAAAUGCAAGACAAGGAACAUACACCCACCAUGGCGAGUACAUUGACAACCGUGCUUGUGUACAUUGAGGAUUUAUUAAGUGGAGCUUCAAGAAAUAGCAAUACGCAUAAUCCUCAUUUUUUGGCCCGAAUUGGAUUAAUCAAGCGUUAUUGGAAACGAUUGGAUUUAGAAGAGGAACGUUUAAAACAGAUUCAACAAGAGAUUUUGCUCGUCAUGGAUGCGUUUCGAUCCGAAUUGGGAGCCACUUCGAUUCCAGUGAAUAAAGCAGACACAGAGAUUAAAUUAGAGACGGCGGAUAUGGCCACGUUAUUAGGGAUCAUAUCUACCUUGGAAAACCGAUACAAGAGUAGCGACGGGUAUCUUGUCGGAGCCUAUGAGAAAUUAGGUUUGACAUCAGGCGCUUCGGAUACGCUUGUGAAAUGGACUUAUCACAAGAUGAUGGAGGAGUACGCAGUAGACCCCUAUGAUACCUUAGAUGCCUUAAUGGUCAUAGCACAAGCGACCAAAUCAGACCUCUUACAGACAUUGAUUGCUUGUGAACGUAGCCAAGGAAAGAUUGCUAGAUCGGAUAUUGGGGAUGCUUAUGCCUACUUUGGUUUAACCGAUGAUGUCGCCGAUGACAGAUUAUUGAUUGGAUUAUAUCAAUUUAAAUUAUCGGAUGAACCUUUAGAGAAGAAUCUACAUCAGGAUAAUCUUUCCAUGAUUACGAUCUCCAGUCUUUCUACUGAGAUCUAACAUUGGAUUUUUUUUGUUUCUAUGAUUUAAUACAUCUGCGAUACAACAAGGAUAAUCCAUUUGAUUGACUACAGAAACAAUAGCUAGUAUUC
Molecule: messenger RNA, 1229 nt
Organism: Mucor mucedo
Lineage: Eukaryota; Fungi; Mucoromycota; Mucoromycetes; Mucorales; Mucoraceae
Exons: 3
Coding region: 1-1137 (378 amino acids)
Source: RefSeq, a predicted model, not a curated record